Messenger RNA from Phlebotomus argentipes, 1431 nucleotides. RefSeq lists its product as uncharacterized. Lineage: Eukaryota; Metazoa; Arthropoda; Insecta; Diptera; Psychodidae. The coding region runs from base 885 to 1193 and encodes 102 amino acids. The transcript has 2 exons. The record is from RefSeq and is a predicted model, not a curated record.
UAUUUGUACUUAUUGUGCCACGAUCACAGCCUAAUUGUGGCUAAACUGUGUCAUUUUCCGAGAUCAAUGAAACGCAAUUGCAUGUACUAAGUGCACCAGACAAACAUAUUCCCUCCCAAUAAUCAGUUCAAUAGUGAUCUCUGACUAGUGUUCAAGUGAUGACUCUACGCUUUUCGCCGCGCGCCAAAGCAGUCCUCUUUCAUAUAAAUAUGCAUUGUUUGGCAAUUGUGACCGGCAUCCGGGCGAUACCAUGAAAAUUGUCACUGGACAAACAAGAUCAUCCACAGCAAAUUCAGUUCACAUUAUUCCUUACUCGCGUCGAGAGAAUGUGAGUCUUUCACAAAUGGGCGGGAAAAGCUAAUUGUCGCCCCCACGCCUGAAUUACGUGAAACCAUAAUAUUAAACAGCCGUGCAGUUGAAAAGCUCAUAUUUGGCUUAGCAAUUGACCAGCUAAGACGUAACUUUCACACAAUUUUCUUGCGUCGCGCGUGAUCGUCGUAGACAUUUUCAUUCGAUAUUUACCGUUGAAUGAAGGCAGAGUUUAAUCUUUUGGCAGAGACCAACUCUGAGUGUGGCUUUGUUCUAAAUAUAAACAGACUCUCUUCUAUAUAAUCACUAACGAAAACAUUGUUUAUUUACCCCAAAGUGUAUACAAACAGUGACAGAAAUCGCAUUAAAAAUCUGAUACUGUGAAUAUUGUUGGAAAAUUCUUAUACAAUAACUGCAUUUCUGGGAAGAUAAAGACGCAUUAAACAAUCAAAUAGUGUUAAAGGUCUCUUCAUUGGAAAGAUAACAUAGAGUUUCCAAUGCACUAUUAAUCUUCUCCGUAUUGAAAUCGACCUCAAUUGUUUCAUCAGACACAGAGUGAGAGAACAGGAUCAACAAUGGAUUCAGCAGAAGGCAUAGCCAGAGUGUCUUCCGAUGGAGAAGCUCACGAAAUUCUCACCAUUGUGGCAAUAUCAUCUGGCGUCCUAGUCGCCGUAGUUAUUCUGAUCGCCCUGCGAGUCAAUCUGCGAGCGUCUAGGAAAGUAACUCACAGUGAAAAACGCCGCUUCUCCUUAUUCAGCGUGCGGAGAUCCGUGGAUAUCAGCGCAAAGCCCGAAAUCUACACAAUCGAUGCCAGAGACGCAAAGAUCACAAUAGAGAACGACAAAUAUCUCUACAUUCCCGGCAUUACGACGCUCUCCAUCUAGACGUUGAGAGAUUUGUGGUCCAACCGGAAAGACUGAUCUUUUGUACAAUUCAUGAGAGAGCUUUUUUCAUGACAAAAAUUCAUUGCAUAACAAAAAGAUUAAUGGUAUAAAAAAGUGCUCCCAAAUAAAUGCCCAUGGCUGAAGAAAGUGCUUUAAUUCCUGUCUAGGUGUUCAGGCGAGGCCAAUCUCCCCGAUCAGGCUGGUCACCUUCUCCACAUAUUGCUUCAUAGCGUCAUCC